Messenger RNA from Eutrema salsugineum, 767 nucleotides. Its product is annotated as transcription factor HY5-like. NCBI's taxonomy places the organism in Eukaryota, Viridiplantae, Streptophyta, Magnoliopsida, Brassicales, Brassicaceae. Gene Ontology annotation, biological process: response to red light; red or far-red light signaling pathway; positive regulation of transcription by RNA polymerase II. The record is from RefSeq and is a predicted model, not a curated record. Gene Ontology annotation, molecular function: DNA-binding transcription factor activity, RNA polymerase II-specific. The coding region runs from base 179 to 628 and encodes 149 amino acids. The transcript is spliced from 3 exons. Gene Ontology annotation, cellular component: nucleus.
UCAAAAACGAGUUGCAGAGUAAACCGUAUAUGGUGUUUGAUUGGGUUUAAGACUUUGAGUGGUCCCAAAGAAGAAGAAAAAAAAGGAAGCAAUUUGCUUUGGUCCGAUAUUCUCUUCAACCUCUUACAUCUCUACUCUGGUCAUCAGCAAAAUCUCAAAAGACAAAUAUAAUAAAUUGAUGUCUCUUCAACGACCCAAUGGGAACUCGAGUUCGUCUUCUUCUCCCAAGAAGCACAAAACUGAGGAGAGUGAUGAGGAGUUGUUGAUGGUUCCAGACAUGGAAGCAGCUGGAUCGACAGGUGUUCAAAGUAGCAGCGCAGAGGACGGAAUCAACAAUCCAGAGAUUGACCAGACCCAGAACGGAAUCUCAGCCGCCAAGCGCCGCCGUGGACGAAACCCAGUCGAUAAAGAAUACAGAAGCCUCAAAAGAUUGUUGAGGAACAGAGUAUCAGCACAACAAGCGAGGGAGAGAAAGAAAGUGUAUGUGAGUGAUUUGGAAUCAAGAGCUAACGAGUUGCAGAACAACAAUGAUCAGCUUGAAGAGAAGAUUUCUACUUUGAUGAACGAGAACACAAUGCUUCGCAAAAUGCUUAUUAACUCUAGGCCUAAAGCUGAUGACAAUCACUAAGAGAAAAAGAGAGAGAGAGAGAAGAGCCCUUUAGAAUAAUCCAUUGUUUAAUGUUGUAUGAUUAUCUCUCUUUGUGUGUGUUAUUCAUAUACAGUUUUUGUUCGAACAACAUUCAAUUUGAGCAUUACUGACUCACUGU